AUGACUCCAGCUUUCACUCACAGCAACAUCAAAGAAAUGGUUCCAACAUUUAUUCGUAUAGCUUCUACUUUAAAAGGAGUUAUAGGAUGGAUCACUUACAAAAUUUUUAUUUGGCCUUAUUAUGUUUCUCCAUUGAGAAAAAUUCCUGGCCCACCAUCUGAAAGUCCAAUUUUCGGAAAUAUUAAAUCACUUGUAAAGUCUGUCGACUCUACUGAACCACAACUUCAAUGGCUUGCUAUUGCACUUCUCGGUAAUGGUCUUGCAUUUGCGGAAGGUGACGAUCAUAAGAGACAAAGAAAAAUGAUGAAUCCAGCUUUCUCUCACAGUAACAUCAAAGAAAUGGUUCCAACAUUUAUUCGUGUAACUUCAACUUUAAAAGGUUUAAUCAAAAAUGAGAUAAAUCAAGGAAAUUCUAACAUUAAUCUUACACCUUAUAUUUCAAAGACUACUUUGGAUAUUAUUGGCUCAGUAGGAUUUAGUUAUGAAUUCAAUUCGUUAACAUCCUCAAACGAAAUAGCAGAUUCUGUUUUCAAUGCCCCACUAAAUACUUUACGAGUUGCCGUUAUCUUGAUAGCAAAUUAUAUUCCAUUUAUAAAAGAUAUCCUCAUAGGCACGAACGUGGAGUUUAAGAAUGCGUGUGCAGUUAUUAGCCGCGUAUCAAAGAAACUGGUUGAAGAAAAAUAUAAAGAAGCCGAAAAUGGAGAAUUGAAAAAUAAGGAUUUGUUGUCGUUAUUAAUCAAUACUAACAAAAUAUUGCCCGAUGAAGAAAUAAUGACUUAUGAGGAAUUAAAAAAUCAGGCAAUUAAAAAGAUUUUUAUUUAUCUAUUCACAGGUCGAAGAGAUAUAAUUAUGACAUUUUUAGUAACUGGACAUGAAACCACAAGCGCUACAACUUGUUGGGCAUUAUAUUUACUCGCACAACAUCCACAUGAGCAAGACUUGUUGCGUGAAGAAUUAGUUAAAGUUAUUCCCGAUAAAUCAAAUUUCAAUCUUUCAUAUGACGAAAUUAAUUCUUUAGAGUAUUUAAAUUGCGUAAUUAAAGAAACUUUAAGAAUGUGCACUCCAGUAUCAAUUAUUAGUCGAACUAAUCUAAAGGAUGAAGUUUUCGGGAAAUACUUUAUUCCAAAAAAUUCUGAAAUAUUUAUUGGAAUUUCAGCAUUUCAAAAAUCAUCUGAAAUUUGGGGCCCAACGGCUGAUAAUUUUGAUCCAAAAAGAUGGUUGAAUCCUUCUUUAAAUGUAACAAAUUUAAAUUAUUCGCCUUUCCUUGGUGGUCCAAGAGGAUGUAUAGGCAAUAAAUUGGCUUUAGCUGAAAUGAAAAUAAUGUUAGGAAUGUUAAUUAGGAAUUUUGUUUUUCAACCAAUUGAAGGAUUUCAAACUAGAAAAAAACCUUUCCCUUUAUCUAAACCUGAUCCAUAUAUUGGGUUAGCUAUAUCUAUAGUUGAAUCUUAA
This is a messenger RNA of Rhizophagus irregularis DAOM 181602=DAOM 197198, 1449 nucleotides long. RefSeq lists its product as uncharacterized. NCBI's taxonomy places the organism in Eukaryota, Fungi, Glomeromycota, Glomeromycetes, Glomerales, Glomeraceae. The record is from RefSeq and is a predicted model, not a curated record. Gene Ontology annotation, molecular function: iron ion binding; monooxygenase activity; oxidoreductase activity, acting on paired donors, with incorporation or reduction of molecular oxygen.